AUGCAGUUAAGUCCAUCUAAAGGCGAGAUCACGGAGCUGACAGCAAAUGUUACGUUGUUCAUGCAGAAAAUACCUCGCCUGCAGGUGCACUGGGAGGACAACCUGCCCAACGGCACCACAUACAAUGUGCUGGUGAGCGCUGUGAAUAGCACUCGCUGCCCGGAUGCGCCCUGCAGCGAGUACACCAUCAAACAGAAGCCCAGCAAGCACAUAUAUCUGCCGCAGAGUCCCAAUCCGAAUGUCGAGUCAGCCGACUGCAACUACAUGUUUGGCUGUCAAUACAAUGUUACCGUGGAAACGUCAAAUCUCCUCGUGCGUCGCUCUAUGCGCGUUUUCGUUCCACAUUGUGUUGCCGGCAAGUGCUCCUGUCAGCUAUCACCGACACCGCCCAAAGUGCUGGCCGUGGCCAAGAUGCAGGCGAACGAUACCAUUGGCAUCAGCUUCACCAUACUAGCCAGCGAGCAGCUGCGCAAGGAGCAGGAGCAUCAUCUGCAUAAGGCCCUCCAGUCAUACAGAAUGCAAUUAAAAAUCAACGAGGAGAGCAAUCCCUCGCUGCCUUGGGGCGGUGUUCUGAAGAAUCUAUUCAGUCGGAUUUAUAAUCUCAGCGAAUUGCACUUUCGGCCCACAGCCAAGGGCUUUGAUGGCAACAUGAAGCUCAACUUGGGCACACAACUGAAGGAGAAGUCCUCCCUCAAUCUGCAGGCGAUGAUAAUUGACCCCACCGGCUGUGAGGGGCCGCGCAGCGUUACCAAAGUGCCAGUUCCCGCCAGUCCCCUGUUGCUGAACAACAAUGUCAAUUUGAAUAAUUCGCUCAUUGUCAUGACCACAUUACUCAUAGCCGUCAUAUUAGCUGGCUUAUUGACAAUCCUGUUGCGUCGUCGUCGCCGGGCCCGGGCCAAGGAGCAACAGCAGAAGAAUCAAAUUUACAUGCAAUCCUUUGCGGCAGCACCCGUCGCAAUGGAGGACAACAUCAACUACGUGGACAAAUAUGUCGAGUUUCUGCGGGGCACAACGAUUGUCGCCGUGAAACAGCUGAAGGCCAAUCCGUCGGCGGAUGAGGUAGCCGAGUUUCUCUCGGAAAUUGAAAUGCUGAAGGGCGUCGGCACGCACCACAAUGUGGUCUGCUUUCUGGGCUGUUGCACUAUUCGAGCACCCUAUCUGAUGAUCAUGGAGUAUGUGGGACGGGGCAAUCUGCUGAGUUACUUGCGUAUGGUGCGUCAGGAAUUGGGAGAGCCAAAGGCACGGAAUGCCAACCACCCGACUGGCAGACUGCUGACGGCCAACUCCAGAAGUGCAUCUUUACCACGACCGCAGAGUGUUAAUUACAUUGAAUUGAAGGCCUCCAAUCAGAGCAAUGAAUUGGAGUCGUCCGCCUCCACGAACAACUCAAGCUCGCAGCAUGCCACAUCGAAUGGUGUCGGCGCCAGAUUGCAGAAGCCCUCGUUUGCUGAAACUACUUAUACCAUUGUGGACGAUGAGGAAUCAUUUGAGUACAUACUUGACAACAAGGAGCUGCACAAUUUCGCGCUGCAGAUUGCAAAUGGCAUGCGCUUUCUAGAGGAGCAAGAGAUUACACAUCGGUAAGUAUUAUUAUUACCAAACCAAAAUGAAAA
Drosophila montana is the source of this 1613-nucleotide messenger RNA. RefSeq lists its product as uncharacterized. Gene Ontology annotation, molecular function: transmembrane receptor protein tyrosine kinase activity; ATP binding. The record is from RefSeq and is a predicted model, not a curated record. Gene Ontology annotation, biological process: positive regulation of kinase activity; multicellular organism development; protein phosphorylation. Gene Ontology annotation, cellular component: signaling receptor complex; plasma membrane. The transcript has 11 exons. The coding region runs from base 1 to 1584 and encodes 527 amino acids. NCBI's taxonomy places the organism in Eukaryota, Metazoa, Arthropoda, Insecta, Diptera, Drosophilidae.